AUGUACGAGGAAGAACCGGGCGAGCUGCUGUUGAAUUCGGUGAACCAGGAAAGAAAACUAUGCGGCAUCUUGGCCAAAUUGCCGUCUUCUCGAAAUGUGCUGACUAAACAGUACCUGAUAGGCAAAGGUCGCGAAGACAUAAGCUGGAGAGACGCUGUUCAAUUGGACUGGGUGUCAGUUGAAGACGGUUCACAUAUAUUGACAGUAGGCAUCGGCCCGUUGAUCUGCAUUUUCAGCCCAGUCGCCGAAGAUACAGCUCAGCACAACAUCGCAGUCAUGAAGGAAAGGGACCAGACGAACAUGAAACGUCGCAAGCUCGUCCGCAAGUCAUCCACCAUUUCGCAGAUGCCGCUAAAGAAGCUGAUCAGAUGGAUAUGCCUCCGAACAGUGCAGUUGGAGUCAGCUGACGGACUGCCGCCGUUGCCACGGACGUUGAGCUGGGUCAGACAUGGCAUAAUGGUCGUAUGCAUUGAUUCGGAGAUGCGCGUCUACAGUCAAUGGGACCUCACUGGCUCGAAGGAGGACAUCAGUGACUCGUCGGCGCGCAAGCCAGCAAUCUUGAACUCUGCUUCUCGCACCACCGCUUCUGCUGAGGGGGAAGAUGAAAAGUCGACCUCUGGUGCCUUGUCUCAGAAUGUGAAGGACAUGCGUCGCAUUACGUCUGUACCCAUCCUACACGUUAGUCCGUCGGUGUCUGCACUCGACCUACUGAGGAAGGGGUUCAAAGAUGCUGGCGGCAACGCACCUGGCGUCAAGAAAAAGAAGCCGUCAUCGACGUCUGCUGCCAAGAAGCUCGACCUGAAGGAAAUGUUUGGCAAGGAGAUGGCCGAACAGUUCGGCGAUUCAGUGCUCAACCUGAUUACCAACCAGGGGCUGUUCGAGGCGACCCGGUCGGCGCUGCCAUUGCUGCCUCAGUACCAUCCGCGGCUGCUGAUCGAGUUGUUGAAAGCGGGCAAAUCUCGCCGCGCCAAGGCCAUACUCAUACAUCUGCUGAAUUCCAUACGACCGUACAGCGCCGCCUCGCGAGCCGUCGGCCGACGACGCAGCUCUAGCGCAGCGUACACGGCUUUACCUGUGGACAUUAGCGCGCUCUCCGAAGAAGCGGAAACCGAGUACGUGGACAUUGAUGCGAUUUCGCCAUUGCCUUUGUACGUUUUAUUCUCAGCGGAUGUCGACCCGGCCCUGUCCAUGAGCAGGUCGUACAACGAGUCGUCCAAGGACACGCCUGAUUCUGGUUCUGAGGAUCUACUGAAUCGGCUAAAUGACAACAGCACGGCCGUUAAGUAUCGAGACUCUCCCGAUGGACUGAUUUUGAAACUCGACCUCGAGAACAACUCAAAACCCAAAGUUUCCACCGAUGGCUUCACAUCGUCACACGCGCGUCUUCUCUCUUCCAUCCUGACUCACGUGCAUUUGCCAGCCUUCAACCGUCCUUCCGCGGUUCAGUCGGUCGGUCCCGAUAGUCGGGGAUACGCAGCGGACUCUACAACAGAAUCUGUGGACGAUUGUGGUUUGAAGUUUCUGAUGGCCUUACGACUAUACGAAUAUCUGCUUCGGUGUCUUCCGGCAAACCAGCGAAUGUCUCUGAAGUCGAAAGGUCUGUGA
This is a messenger RNA of Soboliphyme baturini, 1605 nucleotides long. NCBI's taxonomy places the organism in Eukaryota, Metazoa, Nematoda, Enoplea, Dioctophymatida, Soboliphymatidae. The record is from the annotation of a GenBank genome assembly.